Molecule: messenger RNA, 2310 nt
Organism: Carassius carassius (crucian carp)
Lineage: Eukaryota; Metazoa; Chordata; Actinopteri; Cypriniformes; Cyprinidae
Gene: gpr37a
Product: G protein-coupled receptor 37a
Exons: 2
Coding region: 430-2154 (574 amino acids)
Biological process (GO): adenylate cyclase-inhibiting G protein-coupled receptor signaling pathway; positive regulation of MAPK cascade
Cellular component (GO): signaling receptor complex; plasma membrane
Molecular function (GO): prosaposin receptor activity; G protein-coupled peptide receptor activity
Source: RefSeq, a predicted model, not a curated record
CAAGCAAAGGUUUGUUGCUGGAAACACAUUGCAGUUCUGUUUCAGUCCGCUAGUUCCCUGACAGAGCUUCAUAUCACAGAGCUGCAUCAGGAGCCCAUGAACCCCACUCAAGGACUUUCACUUUAUCGAGAUGCUGGAUGCUCUUGGCUUUGGCGUGUAUAUUUGUCCUCAUACGAAACACUUGGAAAUAUUUCAGAGGUUCCAGGGCUUCAGUUAGUUUUUAAUUGUUUGGAUCUCACCUGUUUGAGCAAGUUUUUCCCCGCACAGUUCUGCUGUUAUAAUAUUACUCCUGGGAUUUAGAAAUGGAAACUGGAGAUGCUCAUCUAAACGAGAGACCAGCGAACCAAACGAAGCUUGAUGUUUGCUCUACAACUUUGCCUUAACAAUACUGGGAUUAACCGAUUUGGAUAUAUUUGAGGGAUAUACGCUAUGGAAAUGCAAUUUUUAACAGUAUUUUGUCUGCUCGUUUGUUGUGAACUCGCGCGUAGGAAUAACGCGGCAGAUUUAACGUCAAAAAUCGUUUCAUCCUUUAAAGUGCGUGAAAUCAUCACAGACAGCCGUGAACGACGUGUAACUUUAAAUAAGAUCAGUUAUGACACGGGUAAGGAGUCUAAAGAUGUGCUUUCAUCGAGCAGGACCACUAUAAACUUAAUGCCGGUGAAUGGGAGCGAUAACACAACUGAGAGAGCAUCUUCCAGACAAAAGUACGAAAAACAUUAUCCAACGUUAAUGGACAAAUAUAACAAAACAACAUCAUUUCUGAAGGAAACAGACGGCGAAAUUCGCGUUAAAAGGCGUUUUCGUCGACAGGAAAGACGCCAGACGACGACGCGAAACGAGCCUGACAGGAAUCAAACCAUGAAAUCGCCAGAUAAUGAACUUGAACGCGUGGAGUCAUUGCCUAAACCUUUAUCGCAGAUCCAGCCUACUGACUUUCCCACUGAGCUCACGUCUAUCCCUGAAUGGGGCACCUCACCUGUGGAGGACUAUGAGGAAGUCUUCACCCCGUUCAUUCCCUUUAAUACACGGUCAAAAACUCCGGGGGUGAUGAACCCGUUUUACCCCAUGACAGGUGAAUCGUACGGUGCAUACGCUGUCAUGUGCAUCUCCAUCCUCAUUUUCACUGUGGGGAUUGUUGGGAAUGUAGUAAUCAUGUGCAUAGUGUGCCACAAUUACUACAUGAGAAGCAUUUCAAACUCCUUGCUGGCCAACCUCGCUCUUUGGGAUUUUGUCAUCCUGUUUUUCUGCUUGCCACUUGUUGUAUUCCAUGAACUCACUAAGGAUUGGCUCCUUGGGGAAUUCUCCUGUAAAAUCAUUCCAUACAUUGAGGUGGCGUCUUUAGGAGUAACUACCUUCACUCUUUGUGCUUUGUGCAUUGACCGUUUCCGUGCCGCAAGCAACGUCCAGAUGUACUACGAGAUGAUCGAGAACUGCACCUCCACUACAGCCAAGCUGACCGUGAUCUGGCUGGGUGCUUUGCUCCUCGCCCUGCCCGAGCUCCUCAUCCGGCAGCUGGUGAAAGAGGAGCGUGAGCCUCCGGAGGUGAUACCCUGCGAACAUUGCGUAGUCCGAAUCUCCACGGCUCUCCCAGACACUCUUUACGUGCUCGGACUCACCUACAACAGUGCACGCCUGUGGUGGUACUUCGGCUGCUACUUCUGCCUGCCAACCCUCUUCACCAUCAUCAGCUCGGUGGUGACCGCACGCAAAAUCCGCAAAGCUGAGCGCACCAGCGUCCGAGGCAACCGCAAACAGAUCCAACUGGAAAGCCAAAUGAACUGCAUCGUGGUUGCUUUGGCUAUCCUGUACGGCUUUUGUGUCAUACCGGAGAACAUCAGCAACAUCGUAUCAGUGUACAUGGCUUCAGGCGUGCCACGUCGUACACUGGAUAUCCUGCAUCUGGUGAGUCAGAUGAUGCUGUUCUGCAAGUCUGCGGUUACGCCCAUCCUGCUUCUGGUGCUCUGUCGGCCCUUCAGCAAAGCCUUCCUGGAUUGCUGUUGCUGCUGUUUUGAGGAGUGCGGCCCGCCAAAGUCCUCCGAGCCCGACAGUGAUGACAAUGAUCAGGACGGCACCACCGAGCUGGAGCUUUCACCCUACAGCACCGUAGUCCACAGGGAUCCAUCUACCUUCCCAAUAGCGGGAACGCAUUGCUAAGGGCUAAACAACACCAAGUGCUUAGAUUUAUUAAAUAAACCAGAUGUUAUUUUCACAGGCUGUGCAGUUUCUGUUUAUACUCUACUUUGUUAUGGUAGAGAUGCCCACAAACUGGAUAUUUUACUUUGUGAAAAUAGGGACAACAAGCCACAUUUA